AUGGUCGUCCAAGCUCGUCGCAAGUGGUGGCACAUCCAAUGGUACUCCGACACCGAUACACCGGAGGAACGCAGAUUGAUCAACAGACUUGACCUUCUCAUUGUUCCGUACGCGGUUCUGAGCUACUGGGUCAAGUACAUUGAUCAAUCGAACCUGAACAAUGCCUACGUUGCCGGCCUGAAGGAAGACCUCGGAUUCAAGGGCAAUGAACUCGUCCAACUGCAGACGUUUUACAUCAUCGGAGCUGUCACUGGGCAGCUGCCGAUGAUGUUUGUCCUGACAUACAUCCCGAUCCAUUGGCUCAUUCCCUUUUUGGACAUUGCCUGGGGCGUCUUUACACUCCUCCAGUUCCGCGUUACUGGAUUUGCUGAGUUGGCUGCAUACCGCUUCCUAGUCGGCUGGUUUGAGGCUGCCUUCUUCCCGGUUAUGCACUAUCUUUUUGGCUCCUGGUAUCGUGGAGAUGAGAUCGCGAGACGUGGCGGCAUCUUCUAUGUCGGUCUUUCACUUGGCACACUCACUGCGGGUCUGAUCCAAGCUGGCGCCUCUGCACGACUCGACGGAGUGCAUGGACUCGCUGGCUGGAGAUGGAUGUACAUCAUCUGCUCUCUCAUCACCAUUCCCAUCGGCAUCUUGGGCUACUUCGUCAUCCCGGGCACCCCUGAACAGCCCAACCGACUCGUUCUCAAGAGAGAAAACAUCGAAUUGAGCGUGGAGAGACUGAAGCGCGCAGGUCACUCAUCUCACGGAAAAUUCAAGUUCAGCAACUUGAAGAAAGUCUUUUUCUCGUGGCAAUUCUGGGGAAUCAUUGUUGUGGACGUUCUCUUCUGGAAUGCAGGUAUUCACACCUCGUCGGGUAGCUUCUUGCUCUGGAUCAAGAGUCUCGGUCGUUAUUCGGCAGCCAAGGUGAACGAACUCGGCACGAUUGCGCCUGCUCUCGGCAUCUUCUACACUUUGUUCGUCUGUUUCGCAUCGGAUCUCGUCAUGGGGCCGGCCUGGGCAAUCACGAUGUCAAGUGCUUGGAACGCCCUGGGGCUUCUCAUCUUGACUAUUUGGAACGUCCCGGAGCCUGCCAAAUGGUUCGCAUUCUCCACCAUCUACUCUUCAGUUGCACUGUCGAGUGUGUUUCAUGGGUGGGUGAAUACACAAUUGCGGUCUUCACCAGCAGAAAGAUCCUUCACACUCGUCCUCAUCAACGCUAUCUCUCAGUCGUCUACGGCAUGGACCCCGCUCUUGGUCUUUCCCACAGUCGAGGCACCUCGGUACCCCAAGGGCUUUGCGUUUACCCUGGCCUGUGCCAUUCUUCUCAUCGUCGCAACUCACAUUUUGCGUAUGUACGUCAAGCGCAGAGAUCCUCAACUCGAGAAUUCUAGCGGGUUUCCUGAAAGUGAUCAUGAAGACAUCUCAACCAUGGAACACGGCAAGCAACCACCAGUUGCAGUGAGUGGAAGAGAUGACAGAAGCGACUGA
Colletotrichum abscissum is the source of this 1467-nucleotide messenger RNA. RefSeq names its product major facilitator superfamily transporter. The record is from RefSeq and is a predicted model, not a curated record. Lineage: Eukaryota; Fungi; Ascomycota; Sordariomycetes; Glomerellales; Glomerellaceae. Gene Ontology annotation, biological process: transmembrane transport. The coding region runs from base 1 to 1467 and encodes 488 amino acids. The transcript has 3 exons. Gene Ontology annotation, cellular component: membrane. Gene Ontology annotation, molecular function: transmembrane transporter activity.